Messenger RNA from Symbiodinium natans, 1641 nucleotides. NCBI's taxonomy places the organism in Eukaryota, Dinophyceae, Suessiales, Symbiodiniaceae. The record is from the annotation of a GenBank genome assembly.
AUGGGUGAGCACGUGGUGCAGCCGGAGCAGUGGGCUGAGAUGCUCUGGGCCAUACGACCACUGGACGAGUGGCCAUCCUUCGAGCGGAUCACUCCCCGGAUCCUCCAGCACGUGCUCCCGCACUUGCAAGAACUCCCGCCGGGCACGCUGCUGACGACGCUGAAGUCCUUGGCCACGAAGCCCUUCAAGGAGGUUCUGGCGUCCGAGGCUCCGUCAGCCUACGGGCCCCUGGUGCGGGCGCCGCGCUCCUUCUCGCGGGCCGCGGCCAAGGCUGUCCAAGAGGGGAAGUGGGAUCUCCGACAGGUGGUCGAAGCCUUUUCCGCGCUGGGCACGUUGGGCUUCUACGAGGAGGCAUCGGUGGCGCAGCUGCUGCGCUUCAUCUUGGAUGCCCCGUUCCUGGAGCCCCACACGCCGCUGCUGGUUCCUCUCGUGCAGGCUUGCGCAGAGCUGCAUGUUCACCACGCGCCGCUCCUCCAGAAGGAGAUGGCCUUAGAUGAGUCGGCCAAGGCUGCGACGAGACGAGUCGCCGAGGAGACGGAGGUGGACGUGCCGGCGGUGCAGGUGUGCGUGCGCGUGCGGCCCUUGCUCGACGAGGAGCUCCGUGCCGGGGCUUCUGCCGCAGCGCUGCGCGCAGCGCGCGGAUCGGUGACUCUCUCCCUGUCAGAGGGCAAUGAGGAGAACAUUGCGGACCGAGACUGCCGGCGUGUGCGGAAGCCGCAGGAGUUUUCCUUCAGUUCUGUUUUUGGACCGGAGAGCAGUCAAGAAGAUGUGUACGACGGCCUCAAGCUGGACGCGCUGAUGCGAAAGGUCGCGGCUGGGUACCAUGCCACAGUCUUCGCGUAUGGUCAGACAGGAUCGGGGAAGACGUACACCAUGGAGGGCUACCGCUACCGACCCGACGCCAAAGCUGCGGAUGCCGGGAAGCCCCAGGCCUGUGUUCAUACGACCACUCCCGAGCGAUUGGGUGUGAUACCCCGUGUGUUGCACAGACUCUUCGCCUAUGUGGAGAAGCUGCAACAAGAGGAGGCAGAGGAGACCUUCAGCGUGAGCAUCUCCUUCUUGCAGAUCUAUCAGGAGCGCAUUUUCGAUUUGCUGAAUCCAGCGCCCGUUGUGCCAACCGGCUUCGGCCAGACCGAGGACAGCGGGCUGCGGCUGCGCUGGGACGCGUCGCGGGAGCACUUCUACGUGGAGAACCUCUUCGUGUACCAGUGCACCUCGGCGGAAGAUGCGCUGAAGUUCUACAAUGCCGGCGUCCAGCGUAAGCACAUGGCUUCCACGGCCAUGAACAUCGCGUCCUCGCGCUCGCACACGGUGCUGAUGCUGACGCUCCUUCGUCGGUCCGCUCUUGCCGAGACGAGCGAGCUGGGGGCAGGCGAAGCGGUGCGUGAGGUGACCUCGAACCUGACAUUGGUGGACCUGGCAGGCUCUGAGAAGGCUGCGGCCGCCAACGAGGGGAACCCUGAGCGCUUCAAGGAGGCGGUGAACAUCAACCAGUCCCUUUUCGUGCUCCGGCGCGUGAUCACGGCCCUCAGCCGACGGGAGGGAGGCCAGGAGGAGGACCCGCACAUACCCUACCGCGAGUCGAAGCUGACCUCGUUGCUGCAGCACGCCAUUGGCGGCAAAGGCUCGAUAUCCUCGUGA